Messenger RNA from Ectocarpus sp. CCAP 1310/34, 1039 nucleotides. The record is from the annotation of a GenBank genome assembly. NCBI's taxonomy places the organism in Eukaryota, Phaeophyceae, Ectocarpales, Ectocarpaceae.
AUGAUGCUGGACAACAAGCGCCAGUACCGCACAAAGCACAACUUGGGGAUCACGAUGAUGCUGGACAACAAGCGCCAGUACCGCACAAAGCACAACUUGGUGCGCAACGCAGCGAGGAAGACGUAAGGGGUCGAACGCGGGCGGGUUGCGGUGGAGGGUGGGUGGAUCCCGAGGACGUACUACGUGGAUGAUGGACGAGACGAGGCAAUGCGGCGGUGGUGGCCUUUGAGGAGCGUGGGCCGUGGCCGGGGCGGGGAAUGUGGACAACGGUGGUCGGGAAUGCAACGCCUUUGGUGGGGUAGGGCGGGGGGGGGGGGAAAGGGAAGGGAAGGCGAACGGGCGGGGGAGCAGUUUUUUUUUAAGGGGGGAGAGGGUCGGGCGCCAAAUCCACAUGCGCCUCUACGAGGACGUGGAGAGAAUUUUGCGGAAGUCGUGUUUUAUGCGUUACAAACAUCAUCAACCGGGGUAAUGCCUGAGUGGUGUCCAGUUAGAUUUCGUAUUUCGUGUUUCGUUUUGUUUCGGUAAGUGUUGUCGCUUUUCAUGACGUCGUUUGUUUGGGUGUCAUUCCUGCGUUGUGCAUCUCUUGCGCGAGAAAAUUCGAAUGUUGCAGAGAGGUCGAAGGAGAUUGUAGGUUUCAAAACGCAUUUAUUUUACAACGUUGGGCGUGUAGGGUAAGGGUCAGCACCCUCCCCCCUGUGUCGGGGAAUUUAAUUUGUUCAUGUCAUAGUUGCGUAAUGCGCGAUGGUAACAGAGUUUUUUUUUUUUUGACCUCACGAUGUUGUCUCUAGGGAGAAAGUAUUGCCGGAACGGCAUCAUGGCGUAGACGGUCAGCUCCCACAGCCCGGGAUAACCAUAUCGAGAAUGGAUCCGCGUUCAAAACGUUUUUUACGUUGUAUUUGACUACGUUCGCGUCGUGAGGAGACGUUGUUUCCGAAGCAUCUACGAAUGCAGACGUUGGUUGGUGAUAAACCCACCGACCAACAAUAGCAUGUGGUACUGCUGUACGUGGCUUAAAAAAAUGAACUUUGGUCGUGCGCCA